Messenger RNA from Caenorhabditis elegans, 942 nucleotides. RefSeq names its product G-protein coupled receptors family 1 profile domain-containing protein (gene srsx-18). Gene Ontology annotation, biological process: signal transduction; G protein-coupled receptor signaling pathway. Gene Ontology annotation, molecular function: G protein-coupled receptor activity. Gene Ontology annotation, cellular component: membrane. The record is from RefSeq and is marked reviewed. Lineage: Eukaryota; Metazoa; Nematoda; Chromadorea; Rhabditida; Rhabditidae. The transcript is spliced from 7 exons. The coding region runs from base 10 to 942 and encodes 310 amino acids.
UUUCAGACAAUGCCCCUCUACUUCAAAAUGCUUCCAUUUUUACAAACUUAUACUGUUGUUGUCUGUUGCAUUGGAUUAUUUGGAAACAUUAAUUUGAUAGUUGCCACGUGUAGAUACAAAUCUUUGAGGACUAAAUUAGGUUGCUUGAUCAUGAUAUCGACAAUUUCGCAUACAAUAUGUCUGGUUUCGGAACUGAUUUCUGUGAAGCUUAAACUGAGAUUUACACAAACCCAUCGGGACGAAUGCUUUCGAUUUGUGGUCGUCUAUAUGUUUGCAGUUCUCUUCCAGUCAACACUGUUCUUGAUGAUGGCUAUUGACCUACUUCUUGCUGUUAUAAUGCCUAUAAGACACAAGCUUUGGCAGCGAGGGCCAUAUCUUCUGAUACUCUGUACGCCUCCAGUGAUAUUUUCUACCUUUGCAAUUUUCAUUGAGCAACUUUACAUAAAUCACGAGAAUUUACUCAUGUGCACCGUAUCUCUUGCUGCUCCAAGGAAAGUUCGAUUUUGGGGCACUAUAAUCACAUUUUCAACGGUUUUAUUGGCAGUUGCAUUGAUACUUGUCACAGCUGUAAAGGUGCAUAUUAACGAACAAUCAUCUUCAUCUCCGUUCAUUCGACAUUCAAGUACUUCAACCAAAACAUCAAGAAGCUCAGAAGUAAAACUUCUGAAAUCGCUUGCCACUUUGAUAUUCUUUUUCAUAUGUUCAUGGACAAUGUCAGUAAUUUUAUUCCAUGUGGCAAUGUAUUUCGAUAGCUCCAUUGGAUAUCAAUUUCAUAAAUACACAUUUAUACUCCAACUACCAACAUUUUGCCAAAACUUUUUUGUCACAGCGCUCAGAUCUCCUCGGUAUGCACGAGUAUAUCGAGAGCAAUUAUCAUUUUUGCCAUGUUGUAGACAAAGGAAUUGUUUACCAAAAAAAUCAAUGACUGGUCCAAGUUCGUAA